GACGUGGCCGAGGUGCGGAAGAACUUCAACCGGCACCUGCACUUCACGCUGGUCAAGGACCGCAAUGUGGCCACGCCCCGUGACUACUACUUCGCUCUGGCCCACACCGUGCGCGACCACUUGGUGGGCCGCUGGAUACGCACGCAGCAGCAUUACUAUGAGCGGGACCCCAAGCGUAUUUACUAUCUUUCCCUGGAAUUCUACAUGGGCCGGACGCUGCAGAACACUAUGGUGAGCUUAGGUCUUCAGAAUGCUUGUGAUGAAGCUAUUUAUCAGCUAGGGCUGGACUUGGAGGAAUUAGAGGAAAUAGAAGAAGAUGCUGGCCUGGGUAAUGGAGGCCUGGGGAGGCUGGCAGCCUGUUUCCUUGAUUCGAUGGCUACCCUCGGACUGGCGGCAUAUGGCUAUGGAAUCCGCUACGAGUUUGGGAUUUUUAACCAGAAGAUUGUCAAUGGCUGGCAGGUGGAGGAGGCUGAUGACUGGCUGCGCUAUGGCAACCCCUGGGAGAAGGCACGCCCUGAGUACAUGCUUCCUGUGCACUUCUAUGGAAAAGUGGAACACACCUCUGAUGGGGUAAAAUGGUUGGACACACAGGUAGUACUGGCCAUGCCCUAUGACACACCAGUGCCCGGCUACAGGAACAACACUGUCAACACCAUGCGGUUGUGGUCUGCCAAGGCGCCUAACAGCUUCAAGCUCCAUGACUUCAAUGUGGGUGACUAUAUAGAGGCUGUCCUGGAUCGGAACUUGGCUGAGAACAUCUCCAGAGUCCUCUACCCAAAUGAUAAUUUCUUUGAGGGCAAGGAGCUGCGUCUGAAGCAGGAGUACUUUGUGGUGGCCGCCACCCUACAGGACAUCAUCCGCCGCUUCAAGUCUUCUAAGUUUGGCUGCCGAGACCCUAUCAGAACCUGUUUCGAGACAUUUCCAGAUAAGGUGGCCAUCCAGCUGAAUGACACCCACCCAGCCCUCGCCAUUCCAGAGCUCAUGCGAAUCCUGGUGGAUGUGGAGAAAGUGGACUGGGAUAAGGCCUGGGAAAUAACAAAGAAGACAUGUGCAUACACCAACCACACUGUGCUGCCUGAGGCCUUGGAGCGCUGGCCUGUAUCCAUGUUUGAGAAGUUGCUGCCAAGGCACCUGGACAUCAUCUAUACUAUCAACCAGAAGCACCUCGAUCAUGUGGCGGCCCUAUUCCCAGGCGACGUGGAUCGCCUGCGGAGGAUGUCAGUGAUUGAGGAGGGGGACUGCAAGAGGAUCAACAUGGCACACCUGUGUGUUAUUGGGUCCCACUCCGUCAACGGAGUGGCCAGGAUCCACUCGGAGAUCGUGAAGCAGUCUGUUUUUAAUGAUUUUUAUGAGCUGGAGCCAGCUAAGUUCCAGAAUAAGACCAACGGCAUCACACCUCGCCGCUGGCUCCUGCUGUGCAACCCUGGGCUGGCUGACAUCAUUGUGGAGAAAAUCGGGGAGGGUUUCCUGACUGAUCUGAGCCAACUGAAGCAGCUGCUGUCCUUGGUCAAUGAUGAAGCUUUCAUCAGGGAUGUGGCCAAGGUCAAACAGGAGAAUAAGAUGAAGUUCUCUGCCUUCCUAGAGAAGGAGUACAUGGUAGAAAUAAACCCCACCUCCAUGUUUGAUGUACAUGUGAAGAGGAUCCAUGAAUAUAAGCGCCAGCUACUGAACUGCCUGCACAUCAUCACCCUGUACAACCGAAUAAGGAAAGACCCAACAAAGUCCUUUGUACCCAGAACUGUCAUGAUUGGAGGAAAGGCAGCUCCUGGUUAUCACAUGGCCAAAAUGAUUAUCAAGCUGGUCACAUCCAUCGGCAAUGUUGUCAAUCAUGACGCCAUUGUAGGUGACAGGCUUAAAGUGAUCUUCCUGGAGAACUACCGUGUGUCCUUGGCUGAGAAAGUGAUUCCAUCUGCAGACCUGUCACAGCAGAUCUCUACUGCGGGCACUGAGGCCUCGGGUACGGGCAACAUGAAGUUCAUGCUGAAUGGGGCCCUCACCAUCGGGACGCUGGAUGGUGCCAAUGUGGAGAUGGCUGAGGAGGCAGGGGAGGAUAACCUCUUCAUCUUUGGCAUGCGGGUGGAGGAUGUGGAGGCACUGGACCGGAAAGGGUACAAUGCGAGAGAGUUCUAUGACCGCCUCCCCGAGCUCAGGCAGGCGGUGGACCAGAUAAGCAAUGGGUUCUUCUUGCCCAAGGAGCCUGACUGCUUCAAGGACAUUGUCGACAUGCUGAUGCAUCAUGACAGGUUCAAAGUGUUUGCAGACUAUGAAGCCUACAUGGAGUGUCAGGAGAAGGUGAACCAACUAUACCAGAACCCUAAAGAGUGGACUAAGAAGGUCAUCUGUAACAUUGCUUGUUCAGGCAAGUUCUCCAGUGACCGGACCAUCAUGGAGUAUGCAGAGGACAUCUGGGGUGCUGAGCCCUCAGGCCUGAAGAUCCCACCACCCAACAUCCCCCGGGACUAGGUUUCAGGGUUCUACUCCACUCAUUGGCUCUAUCCACUCCCAUCCUUCAUCCACUCGUUUGGGCUUAUCCCUGGAUGGCACAGCACUUCACGAGGGGUUCCCAACACUUCGCCCACAGCUUGUGACCCCUGCUUAUCUUACUACUGUUUCAUGGAGAGGUGGUGGCUUGGAGGGGGAGUGGAGAGGAGGGAGAGGUACAUGGACUGUAUGAAAUCCUUAUGGGCGCUCAGAAAAGGGGAUGUGCAGAGUGUGGAAGGACUUGUCCAGGAACCCCAAGUGCACUCUGUAGAGCUUGAGCUUAAAUGCCUUUGAUUUUAACCUUGUGGGGCUUGGGUCUGAGAAAAGUGGUUGUGCCGAGCUGGGGACAGUCAGACUGGUGCUCUCUAGACUGUACCCUAAUGCAGGAUGAGGUGUGUGCGUGCGUAGGGAUAGUUGAUUACUAUCUCUUUGAGAACCAUUCUUUUAAAGUUUCAUUAUGAAAAAUUAAAACAUGUAGUAGCAUACAAAAGUAGAGACCAUACUACAACCAACACCACGUCCUCACCAGUGUCAGUUACUGGGAGUAGGGAAUAUAUUUGGAAGCUCCUCCAAUAGUGAUUUAUAGCAAGCCCAGAUCCUGUGUUAUAGCAGCCUUGACUACUGUCUCUUUCCAAAAGUUUUCUUUUGCUACAAAGCUAACAGCUAAAUAGGACACAUAUAGCUCGGUAUAUGUGAUGAGGCAUUAGGAGAUGUGCACAUUAAUGUUUAGAACUGAAAGAGUUAUUUAGCAGAACCAAUCAGCCGGGACUGCUGUGAGGGCAGAGGUGGGUGUGGUAGGAGUCCUCAAGGGUGGUCAGAAUGGUCCUCUGUGUCUACUGCCAUCCUCCCUGAGACCUGGGAACCUUGGAGAGUGGGGAAGGUAGGAAGUGAGGUCUGGCAUCGAGUAAGAGUGUUCCUCCUGCACCCCUACCAGCUCUUGGCUCCUACCCUCUGGUGGGGCAAGUUCAGUGGUCAGUGCUGAGCCACGGGGCAUUUCUGUACCCUAGGUGUGGGUACUACAGGCCUGAAGGGCUCAGAGUCAAAGGGAAACCUAAGAUAACCAGGGGGCACAUCUGUCAAGCAUCCAGUGCAGGCUAUGAUGCAAAGUUAGCUCCACUUUACUUUUACAGAAGUUACCAUCAUAAGGAAAUAAACUAGUUAAAGCCUUUUCUCAUCUUAGUCCCUGAAAAUUGUUAUGUUUUGUGAACAAAGGGGGCAGUGCCUUGUAUUUUGAACCUUUGCCUCUCCCCGCAGCCAGAACUGCCUGCUCUUAUUGGUGCACUGGGUGCCUGGCAAGUCCCUGCCUGUCUUGGCAAGGAACUCUGCCUCUCUCCCCUCUUCAAUGCACACAAUCUUAGCGAAGGGAUCCAGUGGGCCAUGGGACCUUUUUAAUUUCCAAAGUAUUAGUUUUCUCUUUUUGCAACAAGGCUAACAGCUAAAUAGGAUGCAUACAGCCCACAUACACCAUAUAGUGUAUCCAGCUCUGCCAGGCCCUACCUCCCUGAAACUACCUGGCCUGCUUCAUGAAUAUGAUAUGAGUGCUGUGCGGAAGAAGACUCCUGACACUGCUUGUGAGUGCUGUGGUUCACCAAAGAGUUGCUGGGUAUUUUGUGCAGAGAGAACAAGUUCUGGCUGUGUCUGGGCCUGACAACAGCCAGUUGACCCACACCCACAGGCCAGUUGCAUGUGAUUGUUGAUACUGCCAGUCACUGUCACUGUCGCCCAUGAGCAGCUCAUUAAACCUCUGUGCUUGUGGUGGCA
This is a messenger RNA of Echinops telfairi (small Madagascar hedgehog), 4242 nucleotides long. RefSeq names its product glycogen phosphorylase B (gene PYGB). Gene Ontology annotation, molecular function: pyridoxal phosphate binding; glycogen phosphorylase activity. Gene Ontology annotation, cellular component: cytoplasm. The annotation marks the transcript as partial. NCBI's taxonomy places the organism in Eukaryota, Metazoa, Chordata, Mammalia, Afrosoricida, Tenrecidae. The transcript has 20 exons. The record is from RefSeq and is a predicted model, not a curated record. Gene Ontology annotation, biological process: glycogen catabolic process.